CAGAGGAUUCGUAAAAUGUUGAACCUUUAGUCUUCCGGAUGCGUGUGCUUAAAACCGAGACCACAGCUGCUCUCAUUAGAGAGCAGCAGCAUAAGCUUUAAGCGAGCCGUUCGGCCGGUCGCGGGGAUGUUCCGGACCUGUGCCCUCGCGGCGCUCCUGCUUGGCGCCUGCGUUGGAUUGCCACAGGUGUCAGCAGUAGAGCAGUAUGGGGGGCUUAGGGAAGCCGCAGCACGGCGCGUUCACGAACGCGCGCGGGCACCUGACGGCAGCGUCGCCAGCGACCUGCCGCUGCCGGCAGUCCGCGCGCACGGCGGCAGGAAUGCUGCCGCGCACAGUGGCAGUCCUGACAGCGGCAGCGCUGACGCCUCUGCUGCAGGCGGGGCGGCCGGCGGCCUGGGCGCUGCCGGCGGGGCGGCACCGCCCACGCAGUCCGUCUCGAUUUGGCUCAUCCUGGUGAUGACUGUGGUGAUGUCCUUCCUGUCGGGCGUGGGCGCGCUGCCCUACCUGUUCACCGGCAAGCUGGACCCGUACUGGUCUGGCAUCGCCAACGCCGUGGGCUGCGGCGUCAUGCUUGCUGCCUCCUUCGACCUGUUGGAGGAGAGCAAGGCCUACUCGGCGCCGCUGGUGCUGUGCGGCAUCGUGCUGGGCGUGGUGGCUAUGGCCUACUCACAAGCCUGGCUGUCCAAAUUCGAGGACGUAUCGUUUUCGGACCUGCAGGGCGCUGACGCGCGCAAGGCCAUGCUCAUCAUCGGCGUCAUGGCGGCGCACGCGUUCGGCGAGGGCUCGGGCGUGGGCGUGUCGUUCUCGGGGCCGCGCGGCUGGGCGCAGGGGCUGCUGGUCACCAUCGCCAUCGGGCUGCACAACAUCCCGGAGGGCAUGGCGGUGGCAACCAUCAUGGUGGCUCGCGGCACGCCGCCGCGCACCGCGCUGUUCUGGACGCUGCUGUCAGCGCUGCCUCAGGGCAUCGUGGCGGUGCCGUCCUACAUGUUCGUGGAGACGUUCAGCAGCCUGCUCCCCAUUGCGCUGGGCUUCGCGGCGGGCUGCAUGAUCUGGAUCGUGUUUGCGGAGCUCAUCCCCGACGCGCUGGAGACGGCGGAGCACGGCCACGUCGCCACCGCGGCCACGCUGUCCGCUGCGGCUCUUCAGGUGGUCAGCAUGGUGAUUGCCAAGCUGGAGCGCCCCGACGGCACCGUGGCCUCGCCCAUCUCCGCCGACCUGCGCGUGCUGCUGCCCGACCUGCUCAUCCUGGCGCCGGGGCUGCUGGCGCCGUGCGCCGCUGCUGGGCUGGCGGGCCGGCUGCUGCCCUCGCUGCCCAUCACCCUGGGCGUCAGCGUGGGCGUGGGCUCCUGGCUAGGCCUGGCCGGGCUCAUCAGCAGCCUGUUGCUCCACGACCACGACCCCGCGGCCGCAGGCCACCUGGCCAAGCACACGGUGCUGCUGUGGGCGGCGGGCGGCGCCGCCGUGGCGGCGGCGGGCUGGCGCGCGCUGGGCACACUGGGUGGCGGGUCGGGGCCGCAGCGUAAGGACUCGGGCGCCGCGGAGGACAGCGCGCUGGAGGGCGCUGAGGCGGGCCGCGUGCAACUAUCGGUGCAGGGCGAUGGCCACCCGCUCACCCACCGCCACGGCUACGACGGCCCGUUGGGAGGCCCCGAGCACGUGGGGAUGGUGCCUGGCGCCGGGGUGGGCCAUCACGUGCUGGGGAACGGCUGGGUGGCCAGCGGCCCGCCCAGCGCCAACGCCGGGGGCGUAUUGGCCGCCCACCACCUCAAUGGUGCGGCACCAGCAGCCGCCGCCACCGCGGUGAACCUGCCCAGCUUCAUGCCGGGCGGCCGCUCGGGCGGCGUGGAGCGGCGGAACGGCUACGGACCGGGCGGCGGCGUCAGCAGCGGCUACGACGGCGGCUUCAGUGCUGCCGCUGAGGCCGGCGGCAGGGGCAAGGACUACAGUGCCGGCGGCUCGGGUGCGCUGCACUGCCAGGGCAACUGCAACUGCAAGGACUGCGACACCAAUGGCAAGGCCGACCUGUGGGGCGCGCCCAUGGACCUGCUGCCCGCGGCGGACCGGCCCCGCGAGUGCGUGCGCGCGGCGCUGCUGCUGGGUGCGGCCCUGCUGGUGGCCACGCUGCCCGCCGCCUACGAGUUGUCGGCGGCGCUGCUGGGCCACCUGGGCGACACCUCCACGCUGCUGCCGCCGCUCAUACUCAAGGGCCUGGUGUUCGGUCUGGGCUAUGUGGGCAUCGCACGCGCCGUGGCCGGCACCCCGGGCUGGCAGGUGCCCACCGCCGCAGCCGGCCUGCUCGCCGUCACCUGCGCCGCCGCCGUGUGCGUGCUGCUGCUGCCGCUGCCCGCUGGCGUGGUGCCGUCGGCCGAGAUCGCAUUCGACCCAACCCACGUGGCCGGCCGCCUGCGCGCGUUCGCGGCGGGCGCGCUGCUGCUGGCGGCCGUCGGCUACAUGUGGCCGGCGGCGGCACACUUCAAGCCGCGCAAGGUGCAGCUGGGCGUGGCGCUGGGGCUGGGCGGCGCGGCGGCGGUGACGCUGCUGACUGCGGGGCUGUGCGCGGGCACGCCGUACUGCCUGGCGCCCAUGUCGGCCGCGGCGCACUGACAGAGCGGAAGCAAAGUUGCAGCAUGAGGUAGCGAAAAUGCUCGCGGCUUGGUCUUGCUCGAUAACUUUUGUGACCACGAGGGUUAUAAACCCGAGCUGUAGAUUGCCGGAAACGAGGACGUGGGGCGUUGCUCUCCUGACAUUCAACGCGCCGCUGGCGCAACAUUUCAGGAACUGGUACGGCAUGGAAGGGCUGUUGGCACAGCUGCCAGUACGAGAAGACAAUCAUCUAGGCCGCAUGGUUAUGUCACGCGGGUUAGCUGUCCAGUGAGUAAAAGCUGGGGCGCGUCAAGCGAUAGCACCAGCACAGGAGUGGGGGCCGGCACAGCACCUUCGUGCCUAGUAUAAGCGGCAACAUCCUGAAGUCUGAUGGGUGGGUAUACGUUGACGCUGUUCAAGGUGGGCACCGUUCUGUGCGUGGGAGGAAUUCGCGAUUUCGCCUGCAUUUCGAUGGAACCUCAGGGACCAGAGGGCUGGACCGCUGGAGUACCGGGUUAAGGGGGGUCAGAGCUGAGAGCUGAUAUGAGUCAAAUGGAUGCAGGUGGGCGGGAUGGAAAGAGGUGGAAACUCUCGCCUUUAAAGAACGUUUCA
Molecule: messenger RNA, 3195 nt
Organism: Chlamydomonas reinhardtii
Lineage: Eukaryota; Viridiplantae; Chlorophyta; Chlorophyceae; Chlamydomonadales; Chlamydomonadaceae
Exons: 6
Coding region: 127-2604 (825 amino acids)
Biological process (GO): zinc ion transmembrane transport
Cellular component (GO): membrane
Molecular function (GO): zinc ion transmembrane transporter activity
Source: RefSeq, a predicted model, not a curated record